UAUGUGUAUUGAUUACCGACAGCUGAAUAAAUCUUGUUUCUUCAUCUCGUAAUCAUGUUCCCUUUUCUUCGUCUCUUCCUGUUUCUUUGCCUUUCGUUUUCUUCUUGUUUUGGACAAAUUACCAAUUCUUCUUCAUGUCCUCUCGAUUUCAGUUCACUUCGCAAAAUCAUAGAUCAAAAUUCAAAAAGACCCACUUUGAAUUCCACAGCGCAGUGUCAGUACAUUCGUCAGGGUUUACGUCUAGUUCAAUCGGAGUAUCUCCGCCGUACCAACUCUUUCUUCCCCCCCCUGAGUUCCGCCGAUUCUUGCUGGAACUCUUAUCAGUCUCUGGUCAACGAUUAUGUCCAAAACUUUGAUAUCCGGAGUUCUUGUGGGUUUCAAACAUCUUGGAUCUCUCAGGGUUGUAUGAAUAUCACAACUCGUUCCGAGUUCGAGUCUAAGGUAUCUCCAACUGCGAUUACUAAUAUUGUUUCUUCGUGUAAUCAGUCUUUAGAGAACAAUUCCCCUUGUGCUACUUGUACUACUAGUUUAUCUGGGCUUGCUUCGUAUCUACCUGGUCCUUCUGUUGGAAAUUUGUUCGAUUGUGCGGCUUAUCCUUCGGUUUAUGCAGCUGCUUUUGCUAAUCAGUUUGGACCUACUGAUAAGGGUACUGCAAAAUGUUUGUUUCUUCUUGAUGUUAGUGUUGGUAGCUCAGGGAAAAGUAAGAAGAAUGUGGUUGUUAUUGUGGUGGUGGUAGUUUGUGUGUUGGUUUUCGCACUCGUUGUGUUUGGUUAUUGGUUUCUGUGGAGGAAGAGGAAAAUUGGGUUAGCUAAAAAGUGGAAUACUAAGAGAUUGGAGAGUAAUUUGAGUUCUCGUCUGGAUUCGAUUAGUGGAAGUACUACUUUGAUUAGGUAUGAUUUUGAUGAGAUUAAGGCGGCUACGAAGAAUUUCUCUAGGGUGAAUAUAGUUGGGACAGGAGGGUAUGGGAAUGUGUAUAAGGGUGUGUUGCCUGGUGGGAUUGAAGUAGCUUUGAAGAGGUUCAAGAAUUGUUCGGUUGCUGGAGAUGCGAAUUUCACACAUGAAGUGGAGGUUAUUGCUAGUGUUAGGCAUGUGAAUUUGGUGGCUUUGAGAGGGUACUGCACUGCGACAACCCCUUUUGAGGGUCACCAAAGGAUCAUUGUUUGUGAUUUGAUGAAGAAUGGGAGUCUUCAUGAUCAUUUGUUUGGGACGAGACAUGAGAAAUUGAGUUGGGGUAUUAGGCAGAAAGUUGCAAUUGGCACUGCUAGAGGAUUGGCUUACCUGCAUUAUGGAGCACAACCUGGUAUUAUUCACAGGGAUAUUAAGGCUAGUAAUAUACUUUUAGAUGAGAGUUUUGAACCUAAGGUGGCGGAUUUUGGAUUGGCAAAGUUCACUCCUGAAGGGAUGACUCAUUUGAGCACUCGUGUAGCAGGGACGAUGGGGUAUGUAGCACCUGAGUAUGCUUUGUAUGGCCAAUUGACUGAAAGGAGCGAUGUUUAUAGCUUUGGAGUUGUGCUUCUUGAGCUUUUGAGUGGAAAGAAAGCAAUAAUGGAGUUUAAGGAGGGGCAGCCGACGCUUGUAACUGAUUGGGCCUGGUCAUUGGUUAGGGAAGGCAGAGCAUUAGAUGUUCUUGAAGACAGCAUUCCGCAUUUGGGGCCACCAGAAGUUAUGGAGAAGUAUGUAUUGGUAGCUGUUCUUUGUUCACAUCCACAGUUGUACGCGAGGCCAACAAUGGACCAGGUUGUGAACAUGUUGGACGCUGAGAUACCUGUUCCAACCAUACCGGAGAGACCAAUUUCUCUCAUUGCUGAUCUUGAUGACAUUGAAAGGUCUGUUAGCAGUAGUGGUAACUCAGGUAAUCUGUCCACAGCUGCAGGCUAUCAGGCUUACAUAUUUGAGCGCGAGACACCUCUGGCAGAUAGUGAUUCUGUCAGAGCAAGAACAUUGGAUCACAGAUCGCGAUAGAGCUUUACAGUAUCAUUUUGAUCUGCCUGCCUUGAUUGACAUUCUAUGAGUUGUGAUGAAUAGCUUAUUCAUUGGUUUAUUUGCCUCAAAUUUGUUUCUGAUAUAGGAACCUGAACACUAACACAAAUUGUACAGUGACUAUGUAUGUGUACUCGACUUUUGAUUCUUAUGUAAUA
Molecule: messenger RNA, 2138 nt
Organism: Solanum verrucosum
Lineage: Eukaryota; Viridiplantae; Streptophyta; Magnoliopsida; Solanales; Solanaceae
Product: probable LRR receptor-like serine/threonine-protein kinase RKF3
Exons: 1
Coding region: 55-1962 (635 amino acids)
Biological process (GO): protein phosphorylation
Molecular function (GO): ATP binding; protein kinase activity
Source: RefSeq, a predicted model, not a curated record